Messenger RNA from Alligator mississippiensis (American alligator), 7365 nucleotides. RefSeq names its product ficolin-1. The record is from RefSeq and is a predicted model, not a curated record. The transcript is spliced from 11 exons. NCBI's taxonomy places the organism in Eukaryota, Metazoa, Chordata, Crocodylia, Alligatoridae. Bases 5673 to 6659 code for a protein of 328 amino acids.
UUGAGCUUCCUGGGUGAAAUGCUGCUUGUGCCUUCCUCCUGUGCAAGAGCACAGACCCACGGGCUGCUGUCCUCCCGGCUCCUGUGGGAUUUAUGCUUCUAACAGACAUCAUUUAGAGGCCCACAGCAAGCUCGGAUGUGCUCUCCCUGGCUAUAACUACCCUCUUGGAGGAGCAAAUAGUCUGCAAACCCUUCCUGGGUCAGGCACAUCAGGUAACAGGGAACAUGUUGGGCAUGGGUUGAGACUCCACUAGAGAUGCUCCUUCCUUUCCCAUCCCUGUUGCCUCUGAACCCCACAUCAACCACCUCCACAGGGAACCACCCACAGGCUCUUGGGACCGAUAGCUUCCUGAGUGAUUGCACUAGGAGUGUAGCAGUGGUCAACUACAGAAGGAGUGGAGAUAGCAAGGGAAAGAAGAGAGCGUGAUGGGGGAGAAGAAGAGAAAAGGGGGGGGGGGAGAUGAAUUACAAUAUCCCAGAUCCAGCUACUGCAUCACUGCUGGAUCCUUAUUUUGGAUUUUCCUGGGGGAGGUGGAAUGGGAGCAGACAGUAACUCCCCUCCUCUGCCCAGCAGAGAGCGAACGUGCUGCUCUGGGGAGAGUAACCAGACUAGAUUUUCUGUGCUGCUUGGUCAGAGAAUUGGUAAAAAUCAGUAUGUAUGAUGUUGCUACACACUAGGUGAAAUCUGGCCCCCGCAGAUUCAGGAGAUUCACCCAUGGUUUUUAAUCCCAGUUGCUUUGAUUCAAGAAUUUCAUUCACAUGUUCUUGGUAAUACUAUUACUUCAGCCCUCUGCUGUCUUCCAAAGCACCUUGUUUGGCUGUCAGGGAAAGACGUCUCACAAGCUGAACUAUGAGGUCUGAUCCGAUCUUGCAAUUCUCUGUGCUGUUGUUUGGCUUCAGGUUGUAUCUUAUGCCAAACUAAGUGCGUUGUCAGGGCUUACAUAAUGAAUAAUACACAACAAUAAUGGCCCAUAGUUACAGCUGUUCUUGGGGAGAGGGAUGUCAGGUUGGCCAGUCUGUGAUCACUAGUAUAUACACAAUGCAGUAGGUUCUGGUUAUUUGAAUAGCCUCUUUUCUCAAGCAAAUUACAUAGCUGGACUAUGUUAAUAAACAGAGCAGGACUUAAAAAAAACCACUCCAGAGGUGUGUAGCAUAAUUAUUCCAAACAUCUCACAUGUAACUUAAUAUAAUGUUGCAACCGCCUUAUUUGAAUCAAUGAAAACCACGACAAAUACAACAGAUGCAGUAAGUAAAACUAUGAAAUAGCAAAACAGUUAAGAUAGCUCAGAAAAAAAAACAAAUGAUCUUAUGAAAACAGUGCAAAUAACAAAUACAGUUAACUCAGGAAUAAAAUAAGAUAGUACAGCAGAUACUGAGAAAAUGCAGUUCUUGUGACACAAAAUGUUAUCUUUGUCUGCAAACAGCUCCUAUUUUUUUUUCUCAAGACAAUCUUCCAGUUGCUAAAAACAGGCAACAUCUUCAGAGAGAUUCUCUCCCAUAAACUGGCAAAGUGUGUGUCGAACUUUACUCCUGUCACUGGCUGAGACAAGUGCUUCAGUAUCACCAUCUUUAUUAGUAUCAUCCAUGAUCCCUGUAAGCUUCUCCUAACAGACAGCCUCACACAGCCCCAUGGGUGUCCCAUAGCAGACCAGUUUGUCAUUGUGGGAAAUAAUAUUGGGUAAAUUCUCUCUCUCUUACUUGCCAGGUCAGAAACAUCAUCUUCAUUUGUGCCACCUGUUCCCUGAUUUUGUAUCUAAAAGAAUUAGCCUGCUCCCAAACUUGAUGCAAACUCCUGGAUGGAAGAACCAAGGGGUCCCAAUAAACAAGGUUGCAAGGAAACCUUGACCAGUGCCCACACAGGCAACGGCGUGGAGAGCCAGAAUGAGGACAAGCCCUCGCAUGGAGCCUGACAGGAGAGCGUCUCAGAUAACUGUGCCAGAUAGACCCGAAGGUGAGCUGGGAGUAGACCGAGAGACUCAUUGUGGAUCAGAAAGACACCAGAGACACCACCCUGAGAAGACACCAGGAGAAUCCCCCCAGCAAGGAGGGAGGGAGCGAGACAGCACUGCUGGGCCUCCCACCCACCCAGAGGGGAGACCCAAUACAUGUGCCGCCUGCGGGAAGAGCUUCCCCAAGAGCUCGUCCCUAGCCAUACACCAGCGCACGCACACUGGAGAGCGCCCCUAUGCAUGCCCGGACUGUGGCAAGCGCUUCUCACAGAGCUCAACCUUCCUCCGGCACCAGCUCAUCCACACAGGCGAGAAGCCCUACGCCUGCCUGGACUGCGGGAAGAGCUUCCGAGUCAGCUCCCACCUGGUGCGGCACCGGCGCGUGCACACGGGCGAGAGGCCCUACGUCUGCGCGGAGUGUGGGCGGAGCUUCAGUGUCAGCUCCCACCUGGUGCAGCACCGGCGUGUGCACACGGGCGAGAGGCCCUAUGCGUGCCAGUGUGGGCAGAGCUUCAGCCUCAGCUCCCACCUCCUCCAGCACUGGACCAUCCACACAGGCGAGAGGCCCUACCAGUGCAUUCAGUGUGGGCGGAGCUUCACCAUGAGCUCCGCCCUCAUCCGGCACCAGAGACUGCACGUGGGGGACAGCCCCUGCCAGUGCGCCCAGUGCGGGAAGUGCUUUGGCCGUGGCACAGAGCUCAGCGAACAUCAGCAAGUCCAUGCAGGACAACGGCCACACACAUGCGCCCAGUGUGGGCGGAGCUUUGGCGCAAGGUCCAAUCUCCUUCAGCACCAGCGCACUCAUGCUGGCGUGCGGCCAUACCAGUGUGCAGAGUGCGGACGGAGCUUCAGCCGCAGCUCCAACCUCCUCACGCACCAGAGGGUGCACACAAGCUAGGCUGAGGCCUGGGCAGCUAUGUCGGGGCUGUACCUCUCAAAGACACCAUGUAGCAUGGCAGCCAGAGGCAUUUUCUCUCCUUGGGGCACCAGGAGUUAUGGCCUCAAUCCCCUUGGAGCCACUGGGGUAGGAGGAGGUGUGGGAAAGGACAAUGUGGGAGAUAGAAGCCAGGGAAGUCCCUGGUGGUAGGGAGAUCCAUGUGUGGUUUGGGCUGGGUGAGCACAGAUCUGUGAAGAUCGGCUGCUAGCUUACCUGACCUAUUAUAAUGCCAGUGGAUAGGUCUGGUUAGUUUUCUGUUCGUCCUUUUUACUAGCCAGUUUUGGUUGCCUGAGGACUUCCAAGCCAUGUAGGCUUUGGCUUAGGGCAGGAAGCAAGAGAGUCAAAGAAAGAUGUCUUAAGACUGUCCAAAUGAAGUGAAGUUUUGAGCAUUAAAAGGAGUUCUUGGGAUGAGGAAAAGCAUCAGAGGCUUAACUGAAACUCAUAUGAGUUGGGUUCUGCCUUUGCUUCUGCCAAGGGCCUCAUGGGUGAUUUGGGACACUCUGGGCCUCGGUUGCUCCAUCUGUAAAAUGGGGAUAAUUUUACUGACCUCCAUAUAAAGCACUUUGAGAUCUAAAGACUAAGAAAGCACUAACCAAGAGCUAUGUAAUAGUAAUUCUUAUAUGAGAGUGAGAGACCUAAAUAGCUGGUAUAAAGAGCAGAGCUAGUCAGAAAAUGACAAACUUGUUUUGCAAAACAAAUUAUAAAUGGAGUAAUUAUCUUGAUAGCAUUAACUGUUUCUGUACACAAAGCAUUAGAAACAUUUAUUCUUAAUUUUAAAUGAUACUGCUGCAGAAUUGUUAGUCUGCUACAACAGAGCAGCAGAAUCCAUGAAACUGUGCUGGGUUCUUUUGGCUCAGCUGCCGGAGAGGGGGUGGAGUAUAUGACAUGUCCAAACUUUAGAAUAAUGCUUCCAUUAAUGGUCAUAUUCUGCAUUUGCUGUAACAAAGUGGGGAGUAAGAGAUUGUGUGGUUCCUUACUGUGAUUAUAAUAUUGUGUUCUGAAUAUGGACUACUUGGAGACAUCUCUGUACCAUGAAAAAGGAUGUUUGGGAGCAGUGUACUUUAACAGGGUGCAUCUAUAUGUGCACUUUACUGUGGAGUUGAAUGACUAGCUCUGCAGUAAAUCAUCAUUGUCUACACACGUGCCAGUAUUAUGGCUUGGUAAAUAAAUUAAUUUCACUGUAAGAUAGUACUGUCCUUGACAGUGGGAGGUGGGAGAACCCAUAAUUUCAGCACUCUUAUGCCCCAACCAGCCCCUCUGCCACCCAGUGCCACCACCUGGAACCCAGAACUAACCUCCCCCCACCCCACUUCCCACUGCCCCCGAGCCUCAGGAUCAGAUUAACGCAUAGGCACACUAGGCACAUGCCUAGGGCCCUAAGUGAAGAAGGGGCCCAGUUGUGCUUAUUUUACAUAUUAUAAUUAUUGAGUGAAAAAGUAAUAGAAAUAUACAGUAUUAAGUAGGGACCCAGGAGUUUGUUUAAUGGGCCUACGGCCCACUAAAGGGUAAAUCUGAACCUGCUGACAGCCCGAGUCUACUCCACCCAAGCUCAGAGUGCUGCUGUCCCCAGCGCAUGUGUAGAUGCUGCGCCCAGGGUCAGUGUACUCUGGUCCAAACUGCCCUGAAGUUUAUCACAUUGCAUUAAUUGCAUGAGUAGAUGCACCCACAGUCAGGCAACAAAGGAGCUCUGUGACCAGCUUAACCUACCACAUGCUGCCCAACAAAGAAAAUCAUACAGAUCUCUUCAGCUGCCAGAGUCUAUGUCUUAAUUUUGCUCGUGACAGGAAAGAGUAAGACAUCUUCAAUUGGCCAUUUGACAUCAGUACAAAGCAGCAGGGCUGUGCGAAAUUUCGCUGGCUGUUUCGUUCUGACACUGUUUUGACCAAUUUUGAGGUCAAAACAGCAAAAUCAGGGCAAAAUAAAGGCCCUUGAAAUAGCCUCGAAACAAAAUGAGACUGGUCGAAACGUUUUGAAAGUCAAAACGUUUCAACCAGAGGCUGGGGAUGGGAAGUCAGUCCAGCUGGGCUGACUUCCCAUCCCCAGUGCAAGAUCUGGCAGGGGGCGGAAGGCAGCCAGCUGGACUGCUUCCCAGUUUCCUGCGCUGCAUCACACCAAAUUGGGCCAAAUCUCCUCCGAAUCGAAUCAGCACCUGAAACUUUGCACAGCCCUAGUGUACAUUGGCUGUGUGGCCUGUACCAUGGCUGGGUGACCCACCACACUGACUGUGCCUGAAUUCAUUAGAUAGAAGGGUAAACAACUGGAAAAAAAAACAGAAAGGAGUGAAAAAACACAUGAAAAAGCAGAAACAGCAGUCUUAAUUGUGACAAUAAGCCUUUGGGGAUGGAGACCAUUGUUUUUUGUUCUGUGCUUGCAUAACAACUCAUACUAAUCUGGUCCCAGUGUGUAGAUUAAGGGAGAAAAAAAGACUUUUUUCUACUGGGACCAGAUAAGUAUUAGUACCCAGAGCCAGCACUGGGUUACUGGGCCACUUGUAUCUUACCACUUCCUGAGUUAACAUGCAUCUGGAAAUAAGCCCAAACAUUUGCAAGAGUUUUGCAAUCCACUAGGUAACAGAUGAAACCCAGUACAAAAGACAAAUAGCUUCCACUUAAAAAGUAAAUACAGUCUUUCCACACAGCCUUCUAAUGGGAAAUGGCUGAAAAAAACCAGGAAUUGAUGUGUGGUGGGGGCUGGAAGUUCAAAGGUGGGUAUAUGUAUCUGCUACAUAUAAAGCAUUCAAAGCACUGAAAUGCUAAAGCCAAAGCCAAGACCCAGGUGAACAAGCUGAUGAUGCAGAGACCAGCAGUAGGCAUGGGGAGAGCUAUACAACAAACUCUUGUUGCUUUAUUCAUGGUAGCAGCAGUGUUCUGUAAGACUGAGGACAGCUGCCCAGAAGUGAGCAUUGCAGGUCUCAGUGGUUCUGAUAAACUCACCAUUCUGCGUGGGUGCCCCGGGACAGCUGGUGCACCAGGACCCAAAGGGGAACCAGGAACUGCAGGACUGAAAGGGGAAAAGGGAGCCCCAGGGAUCCCUGGAAAAGCAGGACCAGCUGGGAUGAAAGGAGAAAGAGGUGUGGCUGGCCCCCCUGGACCAAAAGGAAUAACAGACCUGGAAGACCUUUUCUGUAGACAAGGAGCAAGGAACUGCAAGGAGCUGUUAUCCAGAGGGAACAUCCUGAGUGGCUGGUACACCAUCUACCCACAUGACUGUAAUGCAAUGACUGUGCUGUGUGACAUGGACACCGAUGGUGGAGGAUGGAUUGUUUUCCAGAGACGGGCAGACGGUUCUGUGGACUUUUACCGUGAUUGGGAAUCAUACAAGAGAGGUUUUGGGAACCAGCUGACAGAAUUCUGGCUGGGGAAUGACAAUAUUCACCUCUUAACAUCAUUUGGAGAGAAUGAACUUCACAUAGACCUCAGAGAUUUUGACAACAACUAUCAUUUCGCCAAAUACAAAUCAUUCAAAGUUUUGGGAGAGACUGAGAAAUACAAACUGAUCCUUGGGGAUUUUGUUGGUGGUGACGCAGGGGAUUCACUGAGCAGCCACAAAAACAUGGUGUUUACAACCAAAGACCGUGACAAUGACCCAGAUCCCAACAACUGUGCUGUAACCUUCAAGGGGGCCUGGUGGUACAAUAAGUGCCACCUCUCCAACCUGAAUGGACUAUACCAUAGGGGACCUCAUAGCAGCUUUGCAGACGGUGUGAACUGGAAAACAGGCCAGGGGUACAAGUACUCCUACAGGCUGUCAGAGAUGAAAUUCAGGCCUGUAUAGCCAAGCAGGAGGGAAUCUAGAAGCAAACAGUUAGUUGGAGACAUUUAAUUAGGUAAUUAUUUCCCAUGUCAAGAAGUAGUCAUCUUCAUAUAUGUGCUUUAGUUAUCUGUAUCCCUUGGACAAAGGGCAAGGUGCAUUCUGUUAAUUUAUGUUAGUCCUUGGUGACUUGGGUCCGUCUUGCUCCACUCUGUAUUUUUUUUAAUUUUUUUAUAUAAAAAAAGCAAAACUAAAAUAAAUCAACAGCACACAUUUCAGAACUAACCAAGAAUGAAAUGACAGAAUGAUCACAUUGAUGUCACAACUAAACACAAAGUAAUGAAACAGUAAAACAACAAUCCAUGUUGUAGCAAGGUUGAAGCAUUGUAGCUGUGACCGCCCAGGAAAUGUAUGCAAGAUAAGGAUUUUUUGUGCAUAGCUGGGAGACCCGUUGGACAAGCUUUGCGGCAAUGAAAAUGCUCUCCCUUAUGACCAAGGAAAGAUAUCAGGAUCAAAGAUACCACAAAAAAUCCUUGCCUAUCAUGAAAGAACUUUGAUACUGGAUUGAAUCAUCUGUUGGUCAAGUCAUUGACAUCACCAUUACAAUGAUCACUAAUAUUUACUUCUUCCCAAUACUAUACAAAAUUCAGGUUUUGCAAGUCAUUUAAAAGAUGUUUUAAUGGCUAUGUCAAAAAGUUACACAAUAAAAAUUCUGGAUAAAUCUUUUUAA